Messenger RNA from Chrysemys picta bellii (western painted turtle), 766 nucleotides. NCBI's taxonomy places the organism in Eukaryota, Metazoa, Chordata, Testudines, Emydidae. The record is from RefSeq and is a predicted model, not a curated record.
AUGGGGUCAGUCGCCAACUUCAGCCUCUGCCUCCUCGGCUGCCUGAUCUUUAACCCCGCGCUGGAAGCUGCUCCCCACACUGUCCUCUCUCCCCGUCUUGGACGAGGAAUACGGACCACAUCCUGUCGUCGUGGCUGGCUGCACUACAACUACCAAUGCUAUAGGUUCUUCCCCGAAAAGAAGACCUGGUCAGAAGCUGAGGUGCAGUGUCAGCAUCACCGCAGGGGGUCCCAUCUCGCCUCCAUUCUCACUGAAGCAGAAGGGAACAUGGUGGCCAACUAUAUCACCCGGUCAGGCUCCAAGGAUUACGUCUGGAUCGGCCUCCAUGACCCCGACAAGGACAGAACCUGGACAUGGACAGAUGGCUCCCUGUAUCGCUACAAAGCUUGGAUAGCUGGAGAACCACGCGACCUGAACAACGAGUACUGCACUGAGCUGCUGAAAUACAGGGGUUUUAAGGAAUGGAACAAUGUUAGCUGUGCAUCAAAAAAUGCCUUCAUUUGCAAGUAUGAACUCUAGUGAGGGGAGUCACACGCCUGCGCCUGAAGAGAGAGCUCAGCGCCUGGGAUGCAAAAGAACUGGGCUCCUUGGGCAUGAUCAGGCAAUGUCCCAGACUUUCCGAUGCCUUUGCUGCAUCGAGGGCCUGUCCCCUCCCUCCCUGAGAGACCAGAUCGCACUUCCCGAGCUGCAAACUCUCUUCCCCCAAGUGUGUCUGUUCUAGUUACACGCCUGCCCCUUCCCUCCCUUCCCUUCAGUGGCUGCAGCC